Chrysochloris asiatica (Cape golden mole) is the source of this 1677-nucleotide messenger RNA. It is a transcript of the gene TMEM87B, whose product is annotated as transmembrane protein 87B. The record is from RefSeq and is a predicted model, not a curated record. Gene Ontology annotation, biological process: retrograde transport, endosome to Golgi. Gene Ontology annotation, cellular component: membrane; Golgi apparatus. Lineage: Eukaryota; Metazoa; Chordata; Mammalia; Afrosoricida; Chrysochloridae. The transcript is spliced from 20 exons. Bases 1 to 1677 code for a protein of 558 amino acids.
AUGGCCGCUGCCAGCCGGGUUUGGACUUCACUGCUGCCCCGCAGCCCCUCCGGUCUUCCUGCCGGGGUCCCAGUGCUGCGUGCUGCCCUAUGCCUACUCUGCGGGGCCCUGGCGGCUGUGGACGCCGUCCCCGAGCCUGGCCUCUGGGUAGCGACUGUCAACGACAAAUCUGGACCAUUGAUAUUUAGGAAAACUAUGUUCAACUCUACUGAGAUCAAGUUUUCUGUGAAGUCAUUCAGUUGUUCCGGGCCUAUGAAGUUUACCAUAGAAUGGCAUUUGAAGUAUCAUACCUGUUACAAUGAAUAUCCUGAGCUGAAAGAGCAGCUGUCACAGAAACAUGAACUCCUUGUUGAUGAAGACUUCUGUGGGAGUUAUUUCAAGAAUAUUGAUUGUUGGACAACCAAAAAUGAAAACUUAGAAUGUAACAGUGAUUUACAGGUGUUUCCAUCAUUGACUAAUAAAGAGCUAAUGCCAAAUAUCAAAAAUGUUUCAAACCACGAAGGACCAACGGAUGUAAUUGCCCGAACACAGAGAGAUGGGUUUCAUAUCUUUAUUGUAUCUAUUAAAACGGAGAAAACAGAUGCAAACUGGAAUUUGAAUGUUUCUCUUUCUAUGAUGGGGCCUCAUGGAUAUAUCUCUGCAUCAGACUGGCCGCUGAUGAUUUUCUACAUGGUGAUGUGUAUUAUUUAUAUUUUAUAUGGUGUACUCUGGCUGAUGUGGUCAGCCUGUUACUGGAAAGAUAUAUUAAGGAUCCAGUUCUGGAUUGCAGCUGUUAUUUUCCUGGGAAUGCUUGAAAAAGCAGUAUUUUAUUCUGAAUACCAAAACAUCAACAGCACUGGACUGUCAACUCAAAGCUUAUUAAUAUUUGCAGAGUUGAUUUCUGCGGUUAAGAGGACAUUGGCUCGUCUCCUUGUCAUCAUUGUGAGCCUAGGUUAUGGCAUUGUGAAGCCUCGUUUGGGAACAGUCAUGCACCGAGUGAUUGGCCUGGGGGUUCUGUACUUUAUCUUUGCAGCUCUUGAAGGCAUGAUGAGAGUCAUUGGGGGCUCUACCCACUUAGCUGUUGUUUUGGGUGAUAUUAUUUUAGCAGUCAUUGACUCCAUUUUUAUAUGGUUCAUUUUCAUAAGUUUGGCACAAACGAUGAAGACUCUAAGGUUAAGAAAGAACACAGUGAAAUUUUCUUUAUACAGACACUUUACAAAUACGCUGAUAUUUGCUGUAUUGGCUUCUGUAGUUUUUAUGAUAUGGACAACUAAGACAUUUAGAAUGGCAAAAUGCCAAUCGGAUUGGAUGGAACACUGGGUUGAUGAUGCAUUUUGGAGCUUCCUUUUUUCCCUUAUUCUUAUUGUCAUAAUGUUUUUGUGGAGACCAUCAGCAAAUAAUCAGAGAUAUGCCUUCAUGCCCUUAAUAGAUGACUCUGAUGAUGAAGUUGAAGAAUUCAUGGUAACGUCUGAAAAUUUAACUGAAGGAAUGAAAUUAAGAACCUCUAAAACAGUCUCCAAUGGAACAGUGAAAGCUGCCACUUCUGAUAAUUUUGAUGAAGAUUUGAAGUGGGUGGAAGAAAAUAUUCCCUCUUCAUUCACAGAUGUAGCUCUUCCAGUGUUAGUAGAUUCAGAUGAGGAAAUCAUGACCAGAUCUGAAAUGGCAGAAAAAAUGUUCUCAUCAGAAAAGAUCAUGUGA